Aspergillus viridinutans is the source of this 654-nucleotide messenger RNA. Its product is annotated as SIMPL domain-containing protein. The coding region runs from base 1 to 654 and encodes 217 amino acids. The record is from RefSeq and is a predicted model, not a curated record. NCBI's taxonomy places the organism in Eukaryota, Fungi, Ascomycota, Eurotiomycetes, Eurotiales, Aspergillaceae. The transcript has a single exon.
AUGGAUGAAAUGAUAGCAGGAUGCCUAUGCCUGUAUGGUUUCGCAACUGUCCAACAGCCGGCUGACGAGGCCGUUCUUGUUUUUGGAACGAAUCUCUCCGGCGCAUCCAAUAGUGCCGUUCUCAGGAAGGAAAUGGCUUGUGCUCAAGCCCUGAUGCGGGCAUUCCCACCACAGUCAAUUCAUGUUUUUGAACCUACACGAACCUGGUCGGAAUGGAAAAGCGAUACUGUUGCCGCAAAUGCUAAUCCGAGAUCGGCACACGCGCGCAUCUACCGCUCGCAGACAACGUACAGAAUGGGCUUCGGAAAUGUGGACUUUAUGCGCCAUGUGGCGAAGCAGCUCGAUGACCAUAAGGGCGUUGAAAUCUUGGAACUUCACUGGCUACUCAGCGAGGAGGCCACCCAUUCUCUAGAGUUCAAGGCUGCGCAAUCGGCAAUGAAGGAUGCAGGUCGGAGAGCGGAAUUAUUAGCCAGGAGGGCUGGACUCAGCUUUGCUCCCUUGCGAAUGACAGAUCUUGAAUGGCGAGCAAACGGGGAGGCCUUACCUGCAUCCUGGAAGGACGCUGAGAACGAUGCGGGUGGCAGACAUCUUGACAUGGAGCCGAGGAUGUUUCAACUUAAUGCUAUCGUCAAAGGCAAUUUCAUUAUAUGGUGA